CUCCUUUGUCUUUUUCUCAAACGUGCAUAUCACAUCGCAGGCUAAAUUCCAAGAAAUUUAGAACGAAUACUGCACUUCAAAUCCAGUCUUUUUUAUUUAAUUUGAUUAAAUUAUUUAUAUUGCAUUUCAUUUGCACUGACUACCAGCCAUUUAUUUUCUGCAAGUUAUCUUCUAUUUUAGUACGAUCAUCAUCAAGUUAAAGUAAAAUGGCAAGAAUAUCAAAAACAAUGGAAUUUUUUUUAAUGCUUCUUGUUCUAUUAAUAGGGUCCGGAGCUGCAGUCUCGUACUCAACUAUUAAGUAUCUUCCAGGGUUUCAGGGGCCACUUCCCUUUAGCCUUGAAACUGGAUAUAUUGGAGUGGAUGAAUCAGAGGACGUUCAGCUUUUCUACUACUUUGUUAAGUCACAAAGGAAUGCUAAAGAAGACCCUCUCUUGCUUUGGCUAACUGGUGGCCCUGGCUGCUCUGGUUUGUCUGGUCUUCUUUAUGAGAUUGGUCCAUUGACAUUUGAGGUAGUGGAGUACAAUGGAAGCUUGCCUACACUUAUCUUGAAUCCACACUCAUGGACUCAGGUGGCUAGUAUAAUAUUCAUAGAUAUUCCAGUAGGCACUGGGUUUUCCUAUGCACAAACUCAACUUGCUGCUUAUUCAACUGACCUGACACAAGUUCACCAAGCUCACCUAUUUCUUAGGAAGUGGCUAAGGGAUCAUCCGGAAUUCCUCGCAAAUCCAGUCUAUAUCGCUGGGGACUCCUACUCCGGCAUUACCCUGCCAGCCAUAGUUCAACAUAUAUCAAAUGGGAAUGAAAAGGGCACGGAGCCUCUAAUAAAUCUCCAGGGGUACAUAAUUGGGAACCCUGUAACGGAUUCAAGUUUUGAUACCAAUUCAGGGGUCCCAUUUGCUCACGGAAUGGGACUUAUUUCUGAUGAACUCUUCGAGUCAUUGAAGAGAAGUUGCGGAGAGGACUACGUCAGCAUUGAUCCCAGCAAUACGGAGUGCUUGCAAUAUUUGCAGGACUUUGACAAGUGUCGUUCAGAACUCCAACAAGGACAAAUUUUGGAACCCAUUUGCGGUUUUGCUUCCCCAAAGCCAUUUCAGCUAUUUGGUAAAAGAAGAUCUCUCAACGAGAACUCUCAAUACUUCCUGGACAUCGAUCCAUCAAUUCCUUCAAUCGGUUGUCGUACUUAUGCAUACACGCUAUCUUAUAUUUGGGUUGAUGACAGAAGUGUUCGGCAAGCACUUCAUAUACGUGAGGGGAGUGUAAAGCAAUGGCUGCGAUGCAAUUAUGGAAUACCUUACGCAUCUGAUAUUCCAAGCAGUAUCAAGUAUCAUGCAUACCUCUCUAAGAAAGGUUACCGCUCACUGAUCUAUAGUGGCGAUCAUGACAUGAUUGUGCCAUUCUUGGGAACUCAAGGAUGGGUAAGAUCUCUAAACUAUUCAAUCACUGAUGAUUGGAGACCAUGGAAAGUUCAAGGCCAAGUUGCAGGAUACACGAGAACAUACUCUAACCGGAUGACAUUUGCAACCGUUAAGGGUGGAGGACACACUGCUCCAGAAUACAAACCUGCAGAAUGCCUGGCAAUGUUUAAAAGGUGGACAAAUCAGGAGCCUCUGUAACUAAGUGCAUUCCGACGCCGAAACAUUGUCGCCUCCAAAUUUAACAAAAACAAAUCUGAUAUGAUAUUUUACUUUACAAAUGUUAGAAAGAAUGUGUAUAAAUAAUAUUGGAUCUCCAAUAUUCUGAUCUUAGAAUGAUCCUACUGCCAUUUCAUGUAAUCGAAACAGUACUCCACAUUAUCCAAUAAAGCAUCCAAUCAACAGCA
Ricinus communis (castor bean) is the source of this 1819-nucleotide messenger RNA. Its product is annotated as serine carboxypeptidase-like 17. The transcript has 14 exons. Gene Ontology annotation, biological process: proteolysis; secondary metabolic process. The record is from RefSeq and is a predicted model, not a curated record. Gene Ontology annotation, molecular function: serine-type carboxypeptidase activity; acyltransferase activity, transferring groups other than amino-acyl groups. The coding region runs from base 207 to 1613 and encodes 468 amino acids. Lineage: Eukaryota; Viridiplantae; Streptophyta; Magnoliopsida; Malpighiales; Euphorbiaceae.